AGACAUCCGGCGGGGCAGACAGCGGCAGACAGCAGCGGGCGACGCCGGACAGCGACAGCCAGCAGCACCAUGCCCACCAUGGAGGAGAAGGCGGCCGAGGCGCGCGGGACGGCGCCCACCUUCGAGACGCUGCUGCAGGGCGUGGGCCCGUUCGGCCUCUACCAGAAGGUGAUGUGCGUGGCGCUGAUCGGAGGAUCAACGCUGGUAUGCGCGCUGACCUACUACACCCAGGUGCUGCUGAUGCUGACCCCGCCGGCCACCUGCAAUGACCCCCAGCCUGGCCCCGGCUACCGGCCGCCACAGCUGAUGGCGGACGGCGUCAGCUCGGCCAACGUGACCAGCAACGACACCGGCAGCGUCUUCAGCGGCGGAGACAGCAACAGCAGCAGCCGGGUGGUCGGGGGCAGCACCGGCGGCGCCCGCUGCGGCAACUGGAGCUACGACACGGGCGUCAUGUUCCACACCAUCGCCUCCGAGAACGACUGGGUCGGUGACGAGGCGUGGCGCCCCUUCAUCGUGCACGCCGUCUUCUGGGCUGGCAACAUCGUGGGCUCCUGGGUCUGGGGCAUCAUCAGCGACAAGCUGGGCCGUCGGCCGGCCACUAUCGCGUCGUUCGUGGUGUACGCGGCCGGCGGCGCCCUCACGCUGGUGAGGCCCUCCAGCAUGGAGGUGAUCAUGGUGGUCCGCUUCCUGGUCGGCAGCGCCCACCACACCGUCACACACCUGCCCUACGUGCUCGUGAUCGAGUACUGCGGCUCCGCCUACCGGACGUACCCGCUGCUGGCCCUGAUCGCCGCCUGGGGGCUGGGCGGCGUGCUGCUGCCCUGGAUCGCCUUCUUCGCCUGGAACUGGCGCCUGCUGGUCUGCGUCUCCAGCAUGCCGCUGCUUAUCGCCGUGCUCUUCUACAGGUACAUCCCCGAGUCGGCCUCUUGGCUGAUGGUGAACGGACGCGGUGACGAGGCGGAGGCGGUGCUGCGCCGCGUGGCCGCCGCCAACGGCUGCGAGCUGGACGAGGCCGUGUUCUGCGAGGUGAUGGUGGACAAGCGGGAGGGCGAGCCGCAGACGGGCGGCGAGAGCCUGCUGCACGUCUGGCGGCACCAGCGCCUGAUGAAGAACAUGGCGUUCGUCACCAUCCUCUGGAUGCUGGCCUGCCUCUGCUUCUACGGUCACAGCCAGAACACGGGCAACCUGGGUCGCUCCGUGUUCGUUUCGUUCUCGCUGGGCGGCGCCGUGGAGCUGGCGGCGCUGGUCGUGCCGCUCGUCAUCCACCGGCUGGGCCGGCGCUGGCCGAUGGCCACCUUCUUCGUGACCUCGGGCCUGUGCGGCGUGCUCUACGCCAUGAUCGGCAGCGGCCUGAGCUCGGCCGGCCGCCUGGCGCUGGGUCUCACCGGGCGCAUGCUCAUCAUGGGCGCCUACAGCACGUGCCUGCAGUACGGCCCCGAGCUCUUCCCCACCGUCAUCCGCGGCCAGAGUCUGGCGCUGUACGAGACGCUCGGCGGCCUCGCCAUCUUCAUCAGCCCCUCCAUCGUCUACCUGCACCAUCAGACGCCGGGCCUGCCGCUGCUGGUG
Pollicipes pollicipes is the source of this 1569-nucleotide messenger RNA. RefSeq names its product organic cation transporter protein. Lineage: Eukaryota; Metazoa; Arthropoda; Thecostraca; Pollicipedomorpha; Pollicipedidae. The transcript has 8 exons. Gene Ontology annotation, biological process: transmembrane transport. The record is from RefSeq and is a predicted model, not a curated record. The annotation marks the transcript as partial. Gene Ontology annotation, molecular function: transmembrane transporter activity.